Molecule: messenger RNA, 2348 nt
Organism: Cynoglossus semilaevis (tongue sole)
Lineage: Eukaryota; Metazoa; Chordata; Actinopteri; Pleuronectiformes; Cynoglossidae
Gene: nags
Product: N-acetylglutamate synthase
Exons: 9
Coding region: 395-1630 (411 amino acids)
Biological process (GO): glutamate metabolic process; L-arginine biosynthetic process
Cellular component (GO): mitochondrial matrix
Molecular function (GO): L-glutamate N-acetyltransferase activity, acting on acetyl-CoA as donor
Source: RefSeq, a predicted model, not a curated record
ACAAUAAAAUAAAAAUAAAAAACUCUACCUGGGAUAACAUUUAUUAUUGACUAUUUUCUUCUUCUUCUUCUACGAUUACUCAAACUGUUGAGAACUCGAGCCGAUGAUGAAACGUGUGACUGUUUCAUCAUCGGUGUCCGGCUGAUGAAAACAAAGGACAGAACUGCAGACUCAGCAGCAGCAGCAGCAGCAGCAGCAGCAGCAGCAGCUGCAGGGAGCGCUGUGGAUGAGGUGAAACCCUGUCCGGCUCCACUCUCUCUCUCUCUCUCGGCCCAGAGGAAUGUGCGGGUGGAGACUCCAGCUCCAGCUCCAGCCCGGAUAGCAACAGGCAGCCAGCUGUCAGAGAAGGAGGCUCACUCGGUCCAGCAGCAGGAGCCACCGGAGCAGCAGGAACAUGGCCAAAGUACACGGCAGCUCCUCCGGCUGUCGGGCCAUGGUUAUGGCAGGAAAGUACCUGUCCAGUCCGGCUGCCCCGGUCCAAAACCAACGGCCGGUUCUCCGGCAGCGGAGAGUUUUCUGUCCACACCACCGCCCGAGGAGACAUAGUGUAUCCUCAAACACCGGUGUAGUCCAACCUCAAAUUCGGGGUUGCAAAGGGGUGGAAAGACCCCGGCGCGGGGGGAGGGCCCUGCAGCGGCACUGGCGGUCCGUCCUGCCGUUUUUCUCUGCCGAGUCCUUCCUGCUGCUGCACGAGGCCGGGCGAGGGAGCAGUUUGCCGGAGCACGUUGCGGUGGACCCCAGCCUCCUCCAGUGGAGUCUGGACUGCGGGACCAUCCCUGUGGUCUGUCCGGUGGGCAGAGACGACCAGGGCUGCUCUGUGCUGUUGAACCCAACGGAGGUGACGGCUGCCAUCGCCCGAGUGCUGCAGCCGCACAAAGUCAUGUUCCUGAACAACUGCGGAGCCCUGCGCAGCCAAGAACACAAGGUGUUGGACACAGUGUCACUACCUGCUGAUCUGCCCAGUCUAUCGACUGCAGCGUGUUUGAGCACCGACCAAUGCCACAAAGUGACCACCAUCGCCAGGCUGCUCAACCAGCUGCCGGGUGAGUCCUCGGCAGUGAUCACCUCGGCCGACACGCUGCUGACGGAGCUGUUCAGUCACAGAGGGUCAGGAACACUCUUUAAGAAUGGAGACCCCAUACAUCGGUACACCUGUCUGGAGGGGAUCGAUGUGGAGCGUCUGCUGGCUCUCAUCAACCAAUCGUUUGACAGAACUCUCAGAGAAGACUACAUCAAGUCCCUGAACGGACGACUUCACUCCAUCUACCUCUCUGAGGGCUACCACGCUGCAGCCAUCAUCACCAUGGAGCCCGUGAACGGCGGCACUCCGUACCUGGACAAGUUUGUGGUGCGGAGCAGUAAGCAGGGCCAGGGCACCAGCCAGAUCCUGUGGGAGUGCAUCAAACAGGACCUGGGGAAGCUGUUCUGGAGGUCCAGAGCCACCAACUGGAUCAACCCCUGGUAUUUCAAACACUGUGACGGCAGUUUUGUGAAAGGGAAGUGGACCGUCUUCUGGUACGGCCUGACAGACAUCAGAGAUUCCUAUGAGCUGGUGGAGUUCGCCAUGAACCUCCCCAGCUCCUUCUGUAACUCCACCUCUGCCACCUCCUCCGCAGCUGUGGCCUCCUGAGGCACCUGCUGUCCACUGAGGGGUAAAACUGUGCUCUGGUUUCUUAAUCAGAAACAGUGGACUGUCCACUGCACCUUAGGUCUUAAAGAAGCUUUCCUUCUCUGGUUUACACUUUUCACUCAGUUUUUUCCCUAGAGAUUUUUUUAGAGAUGAAAAAAAAGAGCCUUAAAUUCAUAAAAAUGCUAAACAAAGAUUGAGCCAUAUUUUUGAGCCCCAACCAAACACAAACACGUGUAUAGUCAGCAGCAGUGUGUGAAUGGACGUGAACAAAUGGCACACUCAGAGGCAGAUGCCUUUCCAUAAAUAUCGUUUUAUGGCUGGUGGAAAUGUGCUGUUAACGUGUCAUUUAAAAGUGAUUUAAAAGAGUACAGUUACUUGAUAUUCCUUUUUGUGGAUACCUACAGUACCACACAAGUACACACUCCAAACAGCAGCCUUACAGUUCGACUGCUGGCCAGUCAAACCACUUGCUGCAUGUUGUUUGAUUUUUCUCACCAAAAUUCCUAUCUAUUCUUCUGUCUCCAGAUUAAGGAAAAAGCGACACCUACAGUAAAAAGGUAGCUAUUGGUGAUGCUGGGGUGUUGGUUAAAUGUUCUAUUGACACUGAGUUCAACUUUACCACACAGUAGUUCCAGUUUAAAGAAAGCAGGUAUUGCUGUGCUGAGCUGUGUGUAUUUCGGGAAUGCAUUUACUGAGGAAAUAAAAGUGAAUGAAUGCA